UCGUUGAGAACCAAGUUUCCUCUCUAUUAAAGACUGUCCAGUAACAAUCUUAUCGUUAAGUUUGUAUUCAUUUGUCUGAAAUAAUAUUAUUUCAGUCUUUCUGUUUUUUGUGAGUAUAGUUGCACUGCUGAGUGGAGGAGUUUCUGCUUCGCGGAACCUUCAUGCGCCACUACUUUGUUCAGUUUUCCGUGCUCCAAUGUCUUUUUUUGACACGACUUCAUUUGGAAGAAUCCUGAAUCGCAUUGGGAAAGAUAUUGAAGUAGUUGAUUUACUUCUGCCGCAGAAUAUUCAAUGUUUUCUACAGUGCUUGCUGCAAGUGGUAUCAACAUUAAUUAUAAUCAUGAUUUCUACGCCAAUGUUUUGUGUAGCUGUCGUUCCUUUGACAUUUUUGUAUGUUACAAUUUUGCGAUUCUACCUCUCUACAUCUACGCAGCUCAAACGCCUUGAGUCUAUUACUCGGUCUCCUAUAUACAGUCAUCUCAGCGAAACCGUGCAGGUAAUUGUUUGA
Molecule: messenger RNA, 508 nt
Organism: Haemonchus placei
Lineage: Eukaryota; Metazoa; Nematoda; Chromadorea; Rhabditida; Trichostrongylidae
Source: the annotation of a GenBank genome assembly